Messenger RNA from Aureobasidium namibiae CBS 147.97, 2412 nucleotides. RefSeq lists its product as uncharacterized. The coding region runs from base 1 to 2412 and encodes 803 amino acids. The transcript is spliced from 6 exons. The record is from RefSeq and is a predicted model, not a curated record. NCBI's taxonomy places the organism in Eukaryota, Fungi, Ascomycota, Dothideomycetes, Dothideales, Saccotheciaceae.
AUGGCGAUCAAGAGACUGCAGGCGAUGCGGGCCGCCGCCGCUGCUGCUGCUGCUGCAGCACAGACUAAUCAACCAGUCCCACUGUCUGUUCCUCGUAUCGCUCUGCUUCCUUCUGUCUACGACGAGCCGUCCUCGGCGUCGACCAGUCCCCGCGCUGGUCCUGCCGACGAACAGCCCUUGAUCCUAUACGGCGAUACUGAGAUGGAGGACGCUCCCAGCAACCAAGACAACUAUUCUCACUCGCACACGACCUUUUCGCCUGAUGCCAAACCUUUCAUUCCUCCGAGUAUCAACGCUCCUAGACGCACUCCUGCUUCCGUCGCUGCUGACAACAUGGCUCCUCCUACCAUGGCUCCACCCAGAAGACUUCCUCCCCACCACAAACUCCAGAGCCGCGCUCCGGCCAAUUCCGUGCCUACUGCGCCUGCCGUGGCCGUUCCUUCUCCCACCGUCAAGACAGAGCCUCCUGCCUCGCCCAGUCUCAGUACGCGCAGCUACAGGCCUGCUCCCCACACCAGGCUAGGACCUCAUGUCCAGAAGGCAACCGCUGCUGCUCAGAUGCAGCGUCCCGCCCAACCCGCAGCUUCUACCCCCGUCCAGAACGGUUCCCCUGCCAAUGCACAAAACACUUUGGUCAAUCUUCAUCACACACCCGAGUCCGAUCAAGACACUUGGGUUAAGGUCCAAGAGCCUUCUAAGGUCGUGGCCAGUACCUGGGUUGAUCUUCGCGAACUUGAUGUCAAGACAGGAACCGAGUCUACCGACACCGACCGCUCUUCUGCCCACGUCGAUACCAAAUUCGACACGCAAGCUCCUAUGGCUGUCACCCACGGACACUGUUCCAGCCCCAAGGCCAAGCCAUCCGAAUCCGACAACGAGGUCUUUGCAGCGUCUACUGCUGCUUACAAUUCGGAAACGAUGACAAAUGGUACUCGUCGCUUCAGUCGCAACGAGUGGAUUCCCAUGCUACUCAGCAUGAAUGACAGUGAUGAAGGUCGUCAACUCAUUCGUGCCUUUGCUGACCACAUCCGUGCUGGAGUCGAUAACAACCAGACUGAAAACUCGAACUCAAACACCGAGCAGGGUUUGUCCAUGGAGUUUGCGGAUGGCCAGCGUCUCCCGGCUACUGUUCCCCGUAGCACAACUAUCAGCGAGAUGACAAAGGAGUUUGCCGAGCUGAUCCAGGUCAACGAGUCCGAUAUCAGCGUCGUAUUGAAGACAGUUCCGUUGUUCGCAGUGCACGCUCUCCGUGCGCAAGCCCGUCUGAGCAAUGCAGCCAAUGCGCUCCAGAUCCUCCACAUGAGCAUUUACUCAAGCAAUGAAGCCCUCGCAGACCUACAACAGUAUAUAAGCCACCUGGAAGAACUUCUAACGAUCGAACUUGGAGCCGAAGAAUUCGCUCGCCGUCUCGAGUCUCUCCAAUCCAGGGACAACGAGAGCCUGUUCAUCCCAGAAGACACUCCAAGAACCAGGAAACGCAGCGGAUCUGCAAGCUCAGAGAAUGGUUCCUCGCCCAAAAAGUCUCGUUCCAAUUCUUUGGCCUCGUCGUUGAGCCAUGCCUCUAGCCUCGGCAGAAGCAUCCUCGACAAGCCCAAAGUUGCACAGAGCAAUGCUCUCUCGCCGGAUGUUUCGCCAAAGACCUCUCGCAAGCCAUCUGUUGCAGAGAUUGCUACAGUGAAUGAUCAAAGAGCAACCGCACAAGAAUUGGCUCUUCGCUCUGCACAGCCUUUUCAGCAGAUUUGCCGUGCACCUCAGGCUGUCAUGUUGCCAAAUGUUCAGCAACCUCUCCGUACACCUCAGGCCGUCAUGCUGCCAAACGUUCAGCCUUCAUCCAACUUCCAAAACAGAUCGGGCUUGCCCCUGACGGCUAAGUCACCUCAAGACCUCGCUACAGCUCAACGUCCCCAAACGCAGCCCUCGACUACCUCAACGAGAAAGGACUCGUCUCAACCUGGUGGAGUGUCGAAGACUACCCGCAACGCACCCAUGUCAUCUCUCCAAAACACAUCAUCUCUGUCUAAGACUCCCUCCAAGCCUCUUUCGAAACCUAUUGUACGCAAGCUACCGAAACAGCCAGCAUUCUCCGCAGCACAGUUCACUUUUUCUGCAGAGAAACUACUAGCGCUUGCAAACAAGUCGUCGCCUUCUUCGACCAAGCUGUCCCCUUCUGCUGGCACAGCACCUUCUUCUGCCAGCAAAGCAGCUUCUCCUGCAAGCAGAUUGCCUUCAUCUGUAUACAGACCAUCACCCUCAUCGACCAAGUCAUCGCCUUCUACAAACAGGCCACGCAAGCCAUCGCCUUCUUCGAACAACCCACAUUCUGCAGGUAAACCCUUUUCUGUGCCUAGUUCUUCCUUGAGAGAAUCAACAUCUGUUGCGAGAAAGCCAUGGCGUGCUGUCAAAAAGGGAUGA